Molecule: messenger RNA, 3867 nt
Organism: Fusarium venenatum
Lineage: Eukaryota; Fungi; Ascomycota; Sordariomycetes; Hypocreales; Nectriaceae
Source: RefSeq, a predicted model, not a curated record
AUGUCUAAUCCUUUACCCUCAUCCUCUUCAACGAACCCUCCUCCAUCGAACCCUUCAACGGACACUUCAAACAUUGCAACACCUGCCCCUAAUACUGAAAAGGGACAUCAACUCUAUGUCUGUGGCCAUUGUGGUAGACGAUACUCAAGACCAGAACAUCUCCAGCGUCAUGUCCAAACUCACACUCUGGGCCGUCGCUUUGCUUGUGGGAUCUGUGGAAAGACGUUCGCUCGUGCUGAUUUGAAGAAACGUCAUGAGGCAAACCACGAGAACGAUGACUCCAAAAAGCGACGACGCACUACCACUGCUCUCAACUCUGGACGAGUCACCCAUGCUUGUAAAGCUUGUGCCGCUGCGAGGGUCAAGUGUCAAGAGGAGAAGCCUUGUCAGCGAUGCACUCGUCGUGGGUUGACUUGCGUUUCUUCAGAAGCAGGUACUGCAGCAGCCAUGAACCUGGUUCAUUUAUCUGCAAGCGCGCGAUCUCAAAACGAUGACGAGUAUGAAGCCGGUCCUAGCAGUGGCCCUGUUCCGACAUCCUUUCCUAUCGAUCAAUCCUCUUUGUAUGGACAAUCCAUCCAAUUGCAAUCUCAACCCCAAUCUAGAUCGGGCACUCCUAAUACAGGCGACCUCACCAGAUCCGAAGCUAGCUCUUCCCAACAACCCGACGCAGACCAACUCCCCUUUUGCGACUUUCUACGAGAUGUCUUGUAUGAGCAGCAGUAUGAUCAGCCAGCCAGAAUGCCAGACAACCAAGGUCUCGACGUUCUGGAUUUCUGCAACGACACCAACAUGGAGCUCUCAGACAUGGACUUUGGCUUAUUGGAUCACUGGAACGCAGGCGGGACCAGCAUGCACAACAUGACCGCAAUACCAGCACAGCCGGAUACACCCAGAUCAGACAACUCUGCUGACGUGGCACAUGCGCAUAUACGACAGAAUCUCGUCACUGCUUGGGAUGUGUCCCCUUGGCGAUGGGACCCGGUGGCAAAGGAUAAUGCAUUCGGCGAACAAGGAAAUCUUCCAGUGUCGACAAAGGAUGUGGCGUCUUUUCAAGCUGAGGCUUCUAAAGGAGGCCUCAGACGAGUCGUUGACCAAAAGCUGGACUUUGCUGCUCGCGAUGGUGUCCUGGCACUUGUUCUCGGAGCUUGCCAACCUGAAGCCAUGUCAAGUCGUAUUUCAGGGUCCUUUCCUUCGGCAGAUCUCCUGGAUACUAUGUUGCAUGUAUUCCUCAACUCCCAUACCAACCAAGUAUCCGAAUACAUCCAUUUCCCCACUUUCAAGCUCAACGAGCAGGAGCCUGAGUGGAUUGCUGGAGCCGCAGCAGCUGGUGCUGUGCUAACUCCUAUACCAACACUACGAAAGUUUGGUUAUGCUCUUCAAGAAGCUAUUCGAAUCGUCAUGCCCAAACGAUUCGAAGAAAACAACGAAUCGAUCCUGAACAUAGGCCUGAUACAAGCUAUUGUUAUCGGCCAAGACACUGGUGUCUGGAGUGGAAAUCGGCGCAAGAUGGAGAUUGCAGAAUGCCAUGUCAACAUUCCCACCACGAUGAUGCGCUACCGUGGAAAGUUCCAACGCUCUACAUACCCAAUGCUUUCAGUAACCGCCGAUGACGAGGGUGCCAAUCUUGAACAGAAAUGGAGGACUUGGGUUGACAUGGAGAAAUGGAAACGUUUCGUCUUUCACCUCUUCCUACGCGAUAGUCAGCAGUCAAUGACAGCCUUGACCAACCCCGUCAUGUCAUAUGCUGAACUUACACUUCCCCUGCCUGCAUCCAAAGAGCUCUGGUACGCCAAAACAGCCAGGGAGUGGAAGCAAGCAUACUUGAGACGAGAAGAUGGGCAUGUUAAGCGAGCCCCUUCAGUUGGCGAUUUAUUCCGUGAUCUGAACCUUCUUGCAGAAAACCGACACAGACUAGAUGUGCAGCUUUCGGCAGCAAUCUAUCUCCAAGCCUAUUGGCUUCUGAUAUUGGAGUAUAGAAACCUGUGCUCAUCAUACAGGAUACGAUCCUACACCCAGGACCCGUAUGGAAACACCAAUUCGUUACUAGACGCACGCCGGCACCAGCUUUUACAAGAUUUGCAGACUUUCAAGGUUACAACCAUGAACUGGCCUGAAAUCACAGCACAGGAGCGGCUCCUGCUCAAUCAACUUAUGAUGGCAUUGCAUGUAUCUACAGACGAUCUCCAGCUCUUCGCGGGCAAGGAGGGUGACGAACAAGCACAUCGAGCAUUUCACGUACUCCAGCAAUGGGUCGAAAGUGUUGAUUCUCGAGCAGCUAUAUGGCACGCCGGUCAAGUCCUCCGGUUCGCCAAGCUCUUCCCAUCAGCACAGUUGAAAAACUUUUACGCCGUUGGAGUACACCAUGCGGCGCUUGCCAUCUGGACGUAUGGCGUAAUUAAGAAGGCGGGAGACGGACCAGAAUCCCCGAGUAUACAGAGGUACAUCAACAUGGGGCAGGGACUUCCUGUUUUUCGAGGGCCAAACAGUCGCAACGGGGUAUCUGAGGCGACAAUGGAGAACCCCAAAGCAGGCAUGGAGGCCAUACACGAGAUUCUCCAGGCUAACUUUGGAGGCGCAAACAGGAUGGCGCCUGCAAUCUAUGAUUGUUCUAAGCAUCUAAUGACAGAAGUUCUCAAGGCCCGAUACACACAAUCAGGCGUGGCUGAACAAGCGUUAACCAAUCCUCUCGCCCACGUUUUCCAACUUCCAACUUUGUUCUCAAUGGCGUCUCAAGAUACUUCAACCGCUCUCGUGGCGACAACGACUGUCGUCUCGACGCUUGUGUUCCUUUUCCUCGCUCGCGCGCUCCUCUAUCCCGUUCAGCCAAAGACGAUUCGCAACCCACUCAGAUUGGGCGUCUAUGACAAGACUAAUGCUGACAAGGUCAAGAAUCUCGUGUAUCAGCCUGAUCAAUUUCCAGGUGCUCGAGAUGUUGAAACUCCGUAUGGAAGCAUUCGCGUCUACGAGUUUGGCCCUGAGGAUGGCGAAAAGGUCCUUUUUGUCCAUGGUAUCAGCACGCCCUGCAUCACACUUGCUCCUAUUACCCUCGCCCUUUCUAAGCGAGGCUACCGAGUGAUGCUCUUCGAUCUAUUCGGUCGUGGCUUCUCUGAUGGUGUCGCUGAUAUUCCUCACGAUGCCCGUCUCUACGUCUCUCAGAUGCUUCUCGUUCUAGCUUCCAGCCCUCUCGCUUGGACGGGCACGAAUGCUUUCCGACUUGUCGGUUACUCUCUCGGCGGCGGUAUUGCCAUCCACUUUGCGAAUGCUUUCCCAAACCUCGUCCGUGAUCUUGUCCUUCUCGCCCCAGCUGGACUUAUCCGCGCCGCCUCCUUCGGCCGUGUCUCCCGUUUCCUCUUCGUCUCUGGUCUCGUCCCUGAGCGUAUCUUGGCUGUAGCAACACGUCGUCGUCUUCAGAAACCCAUCGCUGCCUCGGCAAGGCCGUCUUCUACGGCGCCCAUCGAAUCUGUCACGACGCCACCGCUCAACGUCGUCGAGGCGGAAGUGAACCCAGUAUCCGGCAAAGCCGUUACGCCGUUGGAGAUGCGCGUCAUGGAGUAUGUGCGUUGGAUGGUUACUAAUCACCAGGGUUUUGUACCGGCCUUCAUGUCGAGUAUUAGGUUUGCGCCUCUCAUGGAACAGCAUGAUGCUUGGGCCAAGCUGGCCCGUCGCGCUCCUGGCACUACAGCCAUCCUUCUGGCCAGGUCUGACGAAAUCAUCAACCCAGAUGAUUAUCGUCGGGAUGCACUGUCUCUCGUUGGCGGCGAACAGCAUGUGCGCUGGCGUGUUCUGCCAGGUAGCCAUGAUUUCGUCAUGACCAACCCCCAAGACAUUCUUAGAGAGAUUCAAGACAUGUGGGAAACAAAGGCAUAA